UUAUGAACGGUAGUCCCCUGUGAUUCCAUGCAUCCACGGUUGAUGACAUUGUAUAUUCGGUUCAAGACAGUAUCGUGCCCCGCGAGUCUACGUUGUAUGGCGGUUCCCAGACCCAUAGUUAGGCAUGUGGAAGGGAUAUGUGACGCGUUGAUGCUAACGUAUGACGAGACAGAGGACAUGGUCAUUCCGAAGAAGAUGGAUUUCGAGUACAUGCAUCUUAGUGUUUGACUGGCAUCGCGAGCUCUGUACGGGGCACUGGCGGCAGGUGGCGGGACCAAACCUGUUACCACAGCGAACUACGUUCUGCUAUGAGUCUUGUGGCAUGCGACAGUGCAAGUGUGAUGAAGGUGGUAGUCAGAUAACAGCUGACCUUCAAUUGAUACUUGUCUGUGUGGAUGGGGCUGCAGAGUUGGUAUUGUCUUAAUUCCCCUCCCCAUCAAUUGCCACCUUCAUCACAUAUGUAUUUUUAAUGACUGUCUACUCAGUCUGUCUGUCCAUACCAACCCAUUCAGUCUAUUAAAUCAUUAUGAUCAAAAUGAGUUGGGCACACCAUACCCAUGUUGGGUGUUUUGGACAAUUCUCUAUCUUGGAAACCAUUCCUGUUGACAAUGUGGUGCAUAGAGUGCCUCAGGGUACAGUGAAAAGUGAAUUUCCUGUGUAAUUUUGUUGUUCCUUCUUUGCUUUCAGAAAGGUUUUAGCAAUCUUGGCCAGAUGUUGAUGGGGUUCUAGCCCCAUCCCCUGAUCUGUGCAGAUCUUUCCCCAGACUAUGGAGGUGACAACAUGAAUUGGUCAGGGUGUUAGAACAUUUAAGAAAACUUGGCUAUCAAUAUCAAUGGUAUUGCUUCUGGACUAUUUAAGCAAUCUGAGCUGUCACCAUCAAAGAUGUUGCUUCUGAGACAGAUGAUGCAUGGUGGGCAGAUGUGCAGUAUGGCAGCCCAGGUGGCUGUCAGACACUCCUUUCUAAGCCCAGUCAUACCCCGAUAUGCAAGUACUUUCCUGAGUGAUGUGCCCUUUGACUUCAGUCCAUAUCAGUGUGUGGGCUUUGACCUGGACAACACGCUAUGCCAGUACCAGGUGCAGCCACUGAUGGAGAUGGCUUACGACCAGUGUCUUGUGCCGCACCUCAUCUCUCGCUGGCAGUACCCAGCCGACGUGUUUGCGCCCAUGUGUGACCAGCUCGAGUUGUGCGCGCGUGGCCUCAUCCUGGACACGAUGCGCGGCAACCUGCUGAAGUUGCGCCACGACGGCGCCGUACUGCGCGCGACGCACGGCUCGCAGCCGCUGACGCGCGCCGAGCUGGUGGAGGCGUACGGUCGGGGCGGCGCGCCGGCGGCCGCCCGCCACCUGGCGCUCUCCGUGGCCGAUCCGCCGUGCGGCACGCUACGCAGUUUCCGCGACUAUUUCGACGCGGACGGCAUCGCGCACAUGUACGCGCGCCAUCAGUUCGCCGCCGACGACGGCGGCUUCUUCAGCCGGCUGCGCGCCGACACGCCGGCGCUGGCGCACCCGUGCAGCGCCGCCGUGCUGCGCCUGCUGCGCCAGCUGCGCAGCCAGGGCAAGCUGCUCUUCCUGAUCACAUCGUCACACGCUGACUACGCGCGGCACAUGGCGCGGCUAGCGCUCGGCGGCGCCGACUGGUUCGACUUUUUCGACGUGGUGGUGACGUACGCCUGCAAGCCGCGCUUCUUCACGGGCCGCGCGCCGUUCCUGGCCUUGGACGCGGCCGACCGCGAGGCGGCGCCAGUGGCGGGCGCUGCGCUGCGGCCUGGCCGCGUGUACUCGCAGGGCAGCUGGGCCGAGCUGUACGGCCUGCUGCAGCGGCAGCUCGGCACCGAGCGGCCCGCCUGCGUCUACGUGGGCGACAACCUCGCGUACGACGUGCACCCGGCGCGCGCCUACACGCGCUGUCACGUGGUCGCCGUCUGCGAGGAGCUGGAGGCGGAGUGGGGUGUGCGCUGCGCGAGCGGUGCGCCCACCACCGUGCGCCACUCGCGCCUCUGGGGCUCGCUGCUCUCGGAGGGCGACCAAGACACGCUGUGGGGCGCCGUGGUGCGCGGCGCGCACGGCUGCGUGCCCAGGGUCGAUUACCUGGUGCCGCACUGAGACGAGGCGGACCGGCUCCGUGGCCGCCGGAGGCUAAUGUCCAACCAUUUGUGACUGGCGAUGUUUCAUGCGUCCCUCCGGGGAUCUUGAAGUUUCUCUGGUAGACGUCGGUAGAUGUGAUUGAUGCACGUAUCAGUAAGGUGUGCGUGCUGCUGCUGGCGUUAUUUACGUUUUACGUGAUUAUUUUUACGAAUUUCCCCGUAGGUGUGUGCUGCCGCAUGCUAGCAAUAUGGAACUAUGAAUGUACGUUUGACGGUCCUUUCUUCCACGUCAUCGCGUGAUAAGUCUUGCGGUUUCUGAGCUGUGCCUUGUGUGUGCUUUUCGCUUGAACAGCGCUAACCUCGCUCAUUUACCGAAACGCUCGAUGGAUUGUGCGUGCUGUAGAACUGUCCCGUGACAGUGCACUUUACCUCGUAGGUGACAAUGCUGGCGUUUUGUGACGUUAACCUUCCAUCUCGAUGACCCCCAAUGCCGAUAGGCACUGCUCUUGGUCGUUUGUGCGGUUUCGUGAUUUCGGGGAGCGCGUUUUGAGUCAUAAAAUGGCGGAUAAUGCGCACUUGUGCAUGGGAUUCCCCAUUUGUGUUGUUAUAUUUGCAUUCCUGAUCUGAUGUGUGUUGCCGUCCGCGUUGAAGACUAACGGUCUCGCAGUCGGCCAUUCUGCAAGGCGCCAUGAUGCACAGUGGUCGGCGCUCUCCAACGCAUCUUACGCUGCAGCCUCGCUAGCCCAAAACCGGAGCAACAGAUAUGGUAGCUUGUCCGCGAGAGGCGGUGCUUUUCACAU
Messenger RNA from Pollicipes pollicipes, 2884 nucleotides. Its product is annotated as 5'-nucleotidase domain-containing protein 1. The coding region runs from base 883 to 2103 and encodes 406 amino acids. NCBI's taxonomy places the organism in Eukaryota, Metazoa, Arthropoda, Thecostraca, Pollicipedomorpha, Pollicipedidae. The record is from RefSeq and is a predicted model, not a curated record. The transcript is spliced from 2 exons. Gene Ontology annotation, molecular function: 5'-nucleotidase activity.